AUGAGCGAGACUUCCAAGAAAAAAAAUACUGGUAGACCUGAAAUGACAGUAUGGAGACAACCAGAUACUUUAGAAGACCAUUUAGCUACAGAAUGUCAAAAAUGUUUAGCUAAUGUCCAUGAAGAAUAUCUUACAAUAGUUACAAAUCGAUCAGUUGAAAAAGCAUCCUCAGAAAGACAGAAAAAAAACAAACAAACUCAACUUAAUGAAUUCAUGGAAAGCACCAACCUUUCUGAUCAAAGAUAUAAUGAUAUUAAUAAAGCUUUGG
Diversispora eburnea is the source of this 268-nucleotide messenger RNA. NCBI's taxonomy places the organism in Eukaryota, Fungi, Glomeromycota, Glomeromycetes, Diversisporales, Diversisporaceae. The record is from the annotation of a GenBank genome assembly.